AUGUUUGACAUAACAAAUGCAAACGUUGGUCAUACUCGUAAAGCUCUUUCGCAUGAUGUUCGUCAAGAGAUGUUUGACAUAACAAAUGCAAACGUUGGUGAAACAAGAAGAAGAGACGACACACUGAAACAACAGAGAAGAGAGAUGUUUAAAAGUGCUAUAGAACAAGUUCGUAAAGCUAACGAUGUCAUUCGUUCCAUUGACGACAAACCAAAAGAAGGUGAGAGAUGGUUAAAGAAAGAUGAAGAGAAUAGGAAGAGAAAUGUGAAGUCAGGCAAUAGACUCAUUGACUUUAACAUCGAAGCUUUAGAUGAACCAAACAGAGACUACUUACACAAACAUUUCGGUAAGGUUUUCAUGAGACUCUUAGAGAAAAUUAAAAUAAACUCACAACAGAGAUGGAUGGUAUGUUAUAAACUUGGUGGAAAGUAUGAAUGUUCUACGUUAAACCUCAAUAAUAUUGGAACACUACUACAUCAGCUCUUGAAGGAGAACUUUAUAUCAGAGAUAGAAGCAAAUGCUGCAGGUAUUGUUGAAAUGCACUAUGACUUCUUCUUGACAAACAUAAAGAAUCUUACCGAAAUAAAGAUGUAUGAUUUAACAGAAUAUGAAGGCUUAACGAUGUCAGAUGUAAAGAAAGGCAAACCAAAAAAGAGACCAUAUAGAGAUGAAAGCACACUGACAAAUGACCAGAAAGCCAUUUUGGAAGCUCUUAAGCAAACAGGAAACCCAGCACUUAUAGAAAGCUUUUGGAAAGAUAAUGGUGAAAAGAAGUUUUAUAAGAAGAGAAGCGGUCAGUUCUGGAAGUAUCUUUGCACAUUACCUAUAAAUCUUGAACGCUACCAAAUCUUCAAUGAACUGAACAAAAGAACUGCAACACUUAUGACAGAAGACAAUUGUUUCGUUUAUGCUUGCAUUCAGGCUGGAGUAGAUGAAGAAACUAUUGACCACAUGAGAGAAGUCAUUCGUGUUAGAGACUUUCCUCAAA
Trichomonas vaginalis G3 is the source of this 988-nucleotide messenger RNA. Its product is annotated as organellar and viral DNA polymerase type B. The transcript has a single exon. The record is from RefSeq and is a predicted model, not a curated record. Lineage: Eukaryota; Parabasalia; Trichomonadida; Trichomonadidae. The annotation marks the transcript as partial.